Messenger RNA from Anoplopoma fimbria (sablefish), 924 nucleotides. RefSeq lists its product as uncharacterized. Lineage: Eukaryota; Metazoa; Chordata; Actinopteri; Perciformes; Anoplopomatidae. The coding region runs from base 38 to 727 and encodes 229 amino acids. The record is from RefSeq and is a predicted model, not a curated record. The transcript is spliced from 6 exons.
ACGGAGUGAGACGUCUUCACUGGUAUCCGUUAUACGCAUGCGCAGACACAGAUCGUUUGUGAUGUGGUUCUCCCGUCGCCUCUCUCUUCAGGUCUUCAGCCGCGCCGCUGAAGCCCCGCCCCUUUGGGAGAAUUUCGCGGCAAAAUCAAGCGUUGACACACGAAGAGCCAGCAGCAGCAGCGGCACUAAGAACAGUAGAGCCAUGCCGUCCAACGUGGAGAUCAAAGCCACAGUGAGCGACCCGACGCUGUUCGCCAAGAUGGCCGCCGAGCUCAGCCAAUCAGAGGGCUCCAUCAUCAGACAGCAUGACACGUUCUUCAACUGCAGCACAGGACGACUGAAGCUCCGAGACCUCAUGAACAAGUCGGGUCAGCUGAUCUUCUACGAGCGUCCCGACACCGACGGACCCAAACUGUCCCGUUACUCCAUCAGUCCGACCAGCGACCCGCCCAGCCUCCGGGCCGUGCUGUCAGACGCCCUCGGGGUUAAAGGUGAGGUGAGGAAGGAGCGGCGGCUGUUUCUGAUUGGUCAGACCAGAGUUCACCUGGACAACGUGGAGGGACUGGGAAACUUCAUGGAGCUGGAGGUGGUGAUGCGUCCGGAGCAGACUGUUGAGGACGGACAGAAGGUGGCCGAGGAUCUGAUGGAGAAGCUGUGCGUCUCAAAGGAGAGUCUGGUGACGGGAGCGUACAUGGACCUGUUACUGAAGGGACACAAAGAGACGUAAAACAAGCGCACACCUGGAGAAAAACCUGCAUAACUGAACUCCUCAGUACUGUCAAACAGUAAUGAAAGUAGAGGUAUCAGAAUACUCUGUAGUAAUAGUACUGUGAUCAGAAUACUGAUUUAAAAUAGAAACGUUGUAUUUUAGUUCUUUGACUGAUUAAUUAAUAUGAAUAAAGACUUUUUCUAAAUAAAGGAACU